AUGACCUCGAUCGAUGAAAUCAGCGUUCCAGCAUUGGUGGUGGAUCUAAAUAUCCUCAAGAAUAAUGCCAACAGGAUGCUAAGCAAUGUCAAGGCUCUUUCCGAUGAGUUCCAAGGAAAGAUCAAAUUUCGCGCACACGUUAAGACCCUAAAAUGCACCCAGGUCACUCGCUUGCAAAUGGGCGCAGGCAAUAGCAAAUGGGAAGGUCUCACUGGCAGGGUUGUGUGUUCAACCUUGGAGGAAAUCAGACAAUGCAGGGUUCUAGUGGAGGAGGGUCUAGUCACGGAUCUCAUAUACGGCGUACCCCCUGGGCCUUCGAAACGCCAAGAGUUGGAAGAUCUUCAAAAACAAUUCAAAUUGCUGGGUGGUGCACGACUGCACCUUUUGGUUGACAACCCUGACCAACUUUGGGAUGGCCGCGAUCCAGAGCUCAGUUCGUUCUUUGUCAAAAUUGAUGCAGAUGAUCACCGUGCAGGAACUACAACAACCCAGAAAGCGUUCGAGCAAUUGAUUUCUCAGCCUGGCUUGGCCGGAUUCUAUGCACAUGCAGGCAAUUCAUACUCUGCAAAGACGCCUGCUGAGGCUGAAGUUCACCUUCUCAGGGAGUUGAAAGCGGUACAGGAAGCAUCUAAAGCUACCCCGAACCCUCAGAACCUCAUUCUUUCCGUGGGAGCCACCCCCACAGCUCAUGUCACUGGCCCAUCUCUUUCUGAAGAGACCCGAAAACUCAUUGAUACCAUGCAGGGCGAGAUUGAGAUACAUGCCGGGAAUUUCGUUUGCCUGGACCUGCAGCAGGUGAGCACAUCCUUGGCCCCUAUUGAUCACAUUGCUUCAACAAUUUUGUCAGAGGUCGUGUCGUACUAUCCCGAGAGAAACGAAUACCUGAUUUCAUCGGGCGUACUGGCUCUAGCACGCGAACCUGCGGGUUCUAAAUUUCCGGGCAUCGCUCAUAUCAAGGGUAAUGACGAGUGGUACGUGUCGCGAGUAAGCCAGGAACACGGUAUUCUUUCGCCUCUGAAGGAGGGGGCACGCAACAGCUUCCGAAUUGGAGACAAAAUCGAGUUGUAUCCUCAACAUGCCUGCAUUACUAGCUCACUUUUCAAUAAGUACUACGUGGUCCAGGAUAAUCUUGUUGUGGAUGAGUGGAUUCCUUGGAGAGGCUGGUAG
Yarrowia lipolytica CLIB122 is the source of this 1167-nucleotide messenger RNA. RefSeq lists its product as uncharacterized. The record is from RefSeq and is a predicted model, not a curated record. Gene Ontology annotation, molecular function: D-serine ammonia-lyase activity. NCBI's taxonomy places the organism in Eukaryota, Fungi, Ascomycota, Dipodascomycetes, Dipodascales. Gene Ontology annotation, biological process: D-serine catabolic process.